Molecule: messenger RNA, 1378 nt
Organism: Camelina sativa (false flax)
Lineage: Eukaryota; Viridiplantae; Streptophyta; Magnoliopsida; Brassicales; Brassicaceae
Product: transcription factor LRL2
Biological process (GO): regulation of transcription by RNA polymerase II
Cellular component (GO): nucleus
Molecular function (GO): RNA polymerase II cis-regulatory region sequence-specific DNA binding; DNA-binding transcription factor activity, RNA polymerase II-specific; protein dimerization activity
Source: RefSeq, a predicted model, not a curated record
AAUGGUUACCAUAUAAAUAAUAAUUUGCUAAACGUAUUUAAACAUAUCAAACCAUAACCAUCCCUCUUUUUAAAAACACCAUAAAGCCUUUAAACCUCUAAACAUUGCAACAAACAUCCAUUUCAUUCUCUCACUACUCCAAAAGAAAAAAGCCAUGAACUCCUCCUCUCUUCUAACUCCUUCAUCUUCUUCUUCUCCUCAUCUUCAAUCUCCCGCAACAUUCGACCACGAUGACUUCCUCCACCACAUCUUCUCCUCAACUCCUUGGCCCUCUUCCGUCCUCGAUGAAGCUCCUCCGCCUACACCCGAUUGUACCGCCGUCCUUGGAUUUCACCACCACGACAUCGAUUCAAGAAACCAGAUCACUAUGAUUCCUUUGUCUCAUAACCAUCCUAACGACGCUCUCUUCAAUGGCUUCUCCACCAGAUCUCUCCCUUUCCACCUCCCUCAGGGAUCGGGAGGUCAAACACAAUCGCAGUCGCAGGCCACGGCGUCAACCACCACCGGUGGUACUACGGCGCCGACUCAGACUAAGCCUAAAGUUCGAGCUAGGAGAGGUCAAGCCACUGAUCCACACAGUAUCGCCGAACGGUUACGAAGAGAGAGAAUAGCGGAGAGAAUGAAAUCUCUUCAAGAACUUGUGCCUAAUGGCAACAAGACAGACAAAGCAUCAAUGCUCGAUGAGAUUAUCGAUUAUGUCAAGUUCUUACAGCUCCAAGUCAAGGUACUGAGCAUGAGUAGACUGGGAGGUGCUGCUUCUGUUUCUUCUCAAAUUUCUGAGGAUGCUGGUGGAUCCCACGAAAACACCUCAUCCUCCGGCGAGAAUCAGACGGCGAAGAUGACGGAGCACCAAGUGGCAAAGCUAAUGGAAGAGGACAUGGGAUCGGCCAUGCAAUAUCUACAAGGGAAAGGUCUUUGCCUAAUGCCCAUCUCUUUAGCCACCACAAUCUCCACCGCCACGUGUCCAUCUCGUAACCCUUUCGUUAAAGAUACCGGCGUUCCUUUGUCUCCUAACCUAUCCACUACAACAAUUGCUAACGGUAGUGGUUCGUCGUUGGUCACCGUUAAAGACGCUCCUACCGUUUCCAAGCCGUGAUAACGGCGGUUUUUUAAAUUAUUUUCCUUUUUUUGGGUGGAAAGAAAAAAAAACACAGAAGACAAAGACAAGUGGGAUUAAAGGCGGUAUUGGUCCAAAGUCUAGAAAAGAAAUAACGUUGCGUUUUAUACGACACCGUAUUUCGCUUUCUGUCUUUUUUUGCCUACUCAAACCACCCAAACACUCAUGUUUUCGCUUGGUGUUUUUUUUUCUUCUUUUUUUUUGGUAUUAAUCUAAUAUCCGCAAAGUUUUUAUCGGUUUAUAAAGUUGCAUCCUUUAAUU